UUCAUUUCCGACAUCUCUAGCUUCACAGCAGAUGUGAUGUUAGCUUGUUUUCUUGGGCGCUCCUAUCUGUUUUUCCAUCUCUGUUAACUGUCUGAAGCUUCCCUCACCAAACCAUGGCCGAGGAGGCCGAGGGUUCCCCUCUGUCGUCCCAACAUGACGUUCCAGAGGUGCUUCAGCAGCGAGUUGCUGCUCUGGAGCAGGAGAGAGCCGAGUUCAUUCGACUCAAACAGCAGCUUGAGGCCGAAUUCAACCAGAAGCGAGCCAAAUUCAAAGACCUGUACAUGUCUAAGGAAGAGGAACUGAAGAGACAAACGACGGCCCUGGAGAACUCCCAAAGCGAGCUCAGCACUGUACAUGCCCAGCUGGCUCAGGCCCAGGCUGAGAUCGAGACCAUCAAAGCCGUGGCCACCGUGUCAGAAAACACCAAACAGGAAGCUAUCGACCAGGUCCGCAGCCAAUGGCAGGAGGAAGUGGCCUCUCUGCAGGCCAUCAUGAAAGAUACAGUUUGUGAAUAUGAGGUCCAGUUCCACCAGCGUCUGGAGCAGGAGCGAGCCCAGUGGAACCAGUACAGAGAGGCGAUGGAGAGGGAACUGGGGGAUUUGAGACGUCGCCUCACAGAGGGUCAAGAAGAGGAGAAUCUGGAGGAUGAAAUGAAGAAGGCUCAGGAGGAUGCAGAGAAGCUGCGCUCAGUGGUGAUGCCCAUGGAGCAGGAGAUCGCCGCUCUAAAGGCCAAGCUGGGUACUGCUGAGGACAGGAUAAAGGAGCUGGAGGCCUCUAAGGUGAAGGAGCUCAAUCAUGUUCUGGAGGCUGAGAAGUCGUGUCGUACGGACUUGGAGAUGUACGUGGCCGUGCUGAACACGCAGAAGUCUGUGCUGCAGGAAGAUGCAGAGAAACUACGCAAAGAGCUUCAUGACGUGUGCCACAAGCUGGAGCUGGAGCGGCAGCAGCACAACCAGCUGAAGCAGACGUGGCAGCGGGCCAACGACCAGUUCCUGGAGUCUCAGCGCCUCCUGAUGAGGGACAUGCAGAGGAUAGAGAGCGUGCUGUCUUCUGAGCAGCUCAGGCAGGUGGAGGAGAAAAAGAAGAAGGAUCAGGAGGAGGAUGAGAAGGAGCGGCUAAGCCUGGCGAAGGACCUGCAGGAGGAUGAUGGAGCCGAUAACACUGAGCCUCUGGAGGACUUCCUCGGCCUGAGCAUUGAGGAGCCUAAUACCAACCACAGCGCUCAUGGUUCCAUUCACUCCUUAGACAGCGAAGUGGUGGCGGGGGGGCCUUCAGAGACCUAUAAGGACAAUCUGCGGAGAGUCCAGUCGACAGAUAGCCUCGGUUCCUCGCUGUCUUCGCAGCAGGGACUCGGCGGUCACAACCACAAGGCCAAGUCGGCCAGCAACCUGGACGAAUCUGACUUUGGGCCUCUGGUGGGGGCGGACUGCAGUGUGACGGACAGUAGUUUUGGCGAGACCUCGUCCAUCGGCUCCAUCAAGCUGACGGCGGGUCACUUCUUGCUUACUAAAGACCAGGAGAAGGCUAUCAAAGCCAUGACGCCUGAGCAGGAGGAGACGGCGUCGCUGCUAUCCAGCAUCUCUCAUGCCCCUGAUUCAGCUUAUUUACCGCCUGCAGGCUACCGGCUCGUCAGUGACACCGAAUGGAACCUGCUGCAGCAAGAGGUAAAAAACGCUGGCAGGAAGCUCGGCCGACGCUGCGACAUGUGCUCUAACUACGAGAAACAACUACAAGCCAUUCAAGGACAGGAGGCCGAAACACGAGACCAGGUGAAGAAGCUGCAGGUCAUGCUCCGUCAGGCUAAUGAUCAGCUGGAGAGGACGAUGACGGAGAAACAAAGCCUAGAAGAAUCAGUAAAAGUAGGAAACGAGGAAACUGCUGCUAAGGUGUCUGCCCUCAUGCAGAGUGUCCAGGAGUCAGAAACACUGUUCAACACACUACAGCAGGCCUUCAGCGAGGCUAAGAGGAGCACGCAGGAGCAGAUGGCGGUGCUCUUGAAGUCGAGAGAGAAGGUGGCGGAGGAGCUAAGCCGACUACAGAGAGACAACGAGAGCCUGCAGGGUAAACACAGGCUGCAUCUAGAACUACAGCAGCAAGAAGACUUCCACAUGCCUAACACUGUGCAGGAUCUACAAGGUCUGGUGUCGCAGCAGCGGGACGACAUUGUGGCGUUGCGGACGGCGGCCGAUCACAUGGAGGAGAAGCUAAAAGCAGAAAUCCUGUUCCUGAAGGAGCAGAUCCAGGCGGAGCAGUGUCUGAAGGAGAACCUUGAGGACACGCUGCAGCUGGAGAUCGAGGGCUGCAAGGAGGAAAUAGACAUCUUGGAAGCAUCUUUCUCCAGCCUGAAGACGGAGCUGGAGCGAAUAAAAGCAGAGAAGCAGCAGCUGCAGAACAGUUUAGCUGAAAAGACCGAAAUACUGGACGGCAUCCAGAGCGCCAAGACGAGCCUGGAGCAGCAGCUCAAAGAAGUCACCAGUGCAAAGUGUACAUUAGAGAGUCAGGUCCUCGAUGAAAGAGACAAAGCCCAGCGGCUGCAGACGGAGCUGGAUGUCAGCGAACAGGUUCAGAAGGACUUUGUCAAACUUUCUCAGACGCUUCAGGUCCAGUUGGAGCGAAUACGACAGGCGGAGUCUUUGGAUCGGAUCAAAGUUAUCCUGAACGACACCAACCUGACCGACAUCAAUGAACUUCCAGAUACAUGAUAGCUCCAGAACGAAGACUGGCUUUAGUUUCAUUCUGUCCCUCCACCACCACCGGCCCGCUAACAUUAUUAUCUGACCCCCCCCCCCCCCCCCCCUAACCACACUGGAAGGACAAGAAUCGGCGGAUAUCCUGUGGACAUUUCAAAGCCUUUUUGGGUAGAAUAAUGAAGAAGAACACUACUACAACAUGUAAAUAACUAAAUGUGUGACUGUGAGUCGAGGCGGUGGAAGCCCCUCUCCUUGUGGGGGGGGGUCUGCCUGUGUCAUGUUUCUACUGUAGAUACGACUGUGUGUAUUAGCUCAACCAAAAACAAGGGUUUGUCAUCCUCCAAUGCACUUUCCAUAUUUCUGUCUCCCUCUCCGCUCAAAGCGUUUGAUAAUCGCUUCUUUAAUCCGCUCACUCGUCAUUCUCUCGUCUUUUUCUGUCCCGCCGCACCUUGACAAAUUAUGAAGGAUGAGAAAUACUUGCACAUACUCUAACUGGGACAAGACCAUCAGAACGCAAGCAAUAGCUUCCACUUUAACGGCGGUUUUGCCGCAUUUAUCGUCUAAAUUAAAUGUUUUUCCUUUAAUAGUUGCCCUAUUCAGAUCUGUCAGGGGUUUUUUUUUCUUCCAGAAACACUAUUUAACUCCAGGAAUAAAGAAGAAGACAACAACGGGUCAAGAUUAACGAAGAAAUGGGAAGGAAUGGAUUAGAAUUUGCUUCUGUUGUGAUUUCCUUUUUUUUCAGAUAAGUAUUGAACUGAUGAUCUUAAUGUCUUUUUGAAGAUCUUAAAUGUUAGUGGGGAGCUUUUAGGCACCCAAAGGAAGUGGAUUGUUAAUGAGCUGUGCCCCCCCACCCCCCUCCCAGCUGCUUGUCUUUAGUAAACUAUCAUGAAAUGGUCCGUCUGUCACUACAAGAACUUCUGUUGUCUGUAAACUGAUUUGAAUUAAAUGACCUCAAAAGUU
This is a messenger RNA of Cyprinodon tularosa, 3650 nucleotides long. It is a transcript of the gene rabep1, whose product is annotated as rabaptin, RAB GTPase binding effector protein 1. The record is from RefSeq and is a predicted model, not a curated record. Gene Ontology annotation, cellular component: intracellular membrane-bounded organelle. The transcript is spliced from 19 exons. Gene Ontology annotation, biological process: endocytosis. The coding region runs from base 114 to 2702 and encodes 862 amino acids. Lineage: Eukaryota; Metazoa; Chordata; Actinopteri; Cyprinodontiformes; Cyprinodontidae. Gene Ontology annotation, molecular function: GTPase activator activity; growth factor activity.